Cuscuta epithymum is the source of this 1555-nucleotide messenger RNA. The record is from the annotation of a GenBank genome assembly. NCBI's taxonomy places the organism in Eukaryota, Viridiplantae, Streptophyta, Magnoliopsida, Solanales, Convolvulaceae.
AAAAUAUUUUCUCAAUUCCUGCUCUCGUUUAAUAUGGUAUCAGAGCGCUGAUCCUUGGCUAACCGAUCACGCAAUUCUGCGACGAAGAUGGCCGGCGAGACAGGGAACACCGGUGAUGGAAAUCGUGAACAUGGUGAGAGACGGAAAAUAAACGACCCGUCCUCACCAUACUACCUGUCGAGCUCGGAUUUUCCUGGACUACAAAUAUGCGCCCUUGUUCUCAAGGGUGAGAGCAAUUAUCGAGAAUGGGCUACGGCGAUGAGGAAUGCAUUCCGCGCAAAGCGGAAAUUGGGGUUUCUAGACGGAACCAUCAAACAGCCCAUGCACAGUGAAAGAGACCUCGAAGACUGGAACACCGUCAACUCCAUGGCGGUGGGUUGGAUUAUGACUUCGGCGGAUCCGGCACUCCGAUCCAACUUGGCCUAUAUGGACAGUGUCUGUGAUCUAUGGAACGACUUGGAGGCGCGUUUUGCCGUCAGGGACGCGAUGAGAACUUAUGAAUUAAAGGAAUUAAUUCGGGGUUGCCGUCAACAAGGGCAGACGAUUACUGACUAUUUUGGGAAGCUCAAGGUGCUUUGGGACGAUUACGACGGACUCAGAAACAUACCACAAUGCACUUGUAAUGGGUGUACUUGCGGGCUCAAAAAAUUAUUCCUCAAGCAUAUUGAAACCGAGAAAACACAUGAUUUUUUGAUGGGACUUAAUACCGAGGCCUAUGGAACUUUACGUUCUAAUAUUCUUAGCGCGGAUGAUCUGCCGCCCUUGACUAAGGUAUACAACAUGAUGGUGCAGGAAGAAAGACUGCGGAACAUGACCCGUGGGCGAGAAGAAAACCAUGAUGCCAUGGCGCUUGCUGCACGCACCGGCAUUACUCCUAGGAAGGAGGAACGAAUGAAGUGCUCAUAUUGUCAGAAACCUGGACAUGAUUAUGAUAACUUUUUCAGGAGAACCGGGAAUUACCCGGACUGGUGGCAUGAGAAUCCGGGUCGUGCGCGAGGAGGAAAAGGACGUGGAGGCCCCAAUCGCGAAGGGACUGGACGUGGAGGCUUAGGCAGAGGUUAUGGACGAGGAAUUGCUCAUGCCAUGCAUAUGGGCGAGGUCCAGGGAGAUGCUGCACCUGCACAAGGAACGAAGGAAACAACCAUGCAUGCACCAGGAUUCUCAAACGAACAGUGGCAGACUUUUCUCAAAAUAAUGGAAAGUUGUAAGAAUUCCUCCUCCUCAGGGGAAAAACUUUCAGGACCUACCUACGAGGAUGCCGAUUGGAGUGGGUGAACGACGAGGGGGAGUUUAUUUUUUCUGGGGACUGGACCAAGCACAGGCAUAUGCGGUGGGAAGUUCAGACUCUGGUGAUUUGUGGCACUCAAGGUUGGGUCAUCCGUCACUGAAAGUACUACGGUCACUUGGUUAUUUAAAUAGUGUUGUUGAAUUCUGUUCUGUUCAAAAUAAAGUUUGUGAUGCAUGUAUGAGAGGCAAGCAAACACGUGAUAGUUUUAUUGUUAGUAGUGGUAGAGCCGUUGAACCUUUUGAGUUAAUACACUGUGAUAUUUGGGGA